UUAAUUAAUUUGUAAAAAAAUUUUGUUAUUGAUCCUAGACAUCAAUGAUAAUAAAUGCAAGUGUCAAGCUGUUUCAGAGUGGUUGUUAGUUUUUCGUGCUACACCUGGUGUUGGUGGUGACGUUUACACAGCGUGGAUCAAUGGUACCUCCGUUACAACCGAUGACGUCACAUGCAUGACAACUGAUGUCACUUCCUGUAGUCAACAUUACCGCAACCCUAUAGUAGAUUCAUGGGCUUCAAUCGGAAUGACAAAGGCCAAGUUCGCAUUUUAUAAAAACAAUGCCGAAGUAGCUUACGUCAUAUUUGAUGCAACCGGAAGUGACGUCACAAGCUGGUUUCAUAAUACUAAAAUAAUAGAGUCAUCAUGGCCGAACAUGAAAUCAGACACCUUCAAUUACUUUUCUAUUUUGGGACACGAACCAGGCCGAAGAUUUUUCAUAAACCGUAUCUAUAGCGGAUGCGUGGGAGACAAUGGAUAUGCACUUACGUUAACAUCCCAUGGUCAUGGCUGCUCAUUUGAUUAUCAGAGUACUUACCCUCAGUUUUUGUACGCAAACUCUACGACAUAUGCAUACUUUGAAGCGAUGGAAGGUUCUAGUCCUUAA
Mercenaria mercenaria is the source of this 607-nucleotide messenger RNA. RefSeq lists its product as uncharacterized. NCBI's taxonomy places the organism in Eukaryota, Metazoa, Mollusca, Bivalvia, Venerida, Veneridae. The transcript is spliced from 4 exons. The record is from RefSeq and is a predicted model, not a curated record. The coding region runs from base 176 to 607 and encodes 143 amino acids.